UUUGCUACCAUUACCACUAAGCGUUGUUAAUUCGUCGCACGCGUUCCGUGUGCUGUAUUUGUUCCUAUUGAUCAAAAUUAUUUGCACAAAUGAUUUAACGCCAUUACUAGAGUACACUUCAUUUGACUCGCUUGUUUUUUUUGGCCAAAAUGUUAAGUUUAUUCGUUGUUGCCGUUGCGUUUGUUAGUGUUGGAGCAGAUUUUCCGGGAAAGUUACAUCUAACUGUUUACUAUGAAAGCGCCUGUCCAGAUAGCAAGGCGUUCAUUAUAAAUGAAUUACAACCGGCAAUGAAUCUGUUACAAGAUUUCCUCAAUUUACAACUAGUGCCCUUCGGAAAAGCAAGGAGUAUAAACAAUGGAUAUGGUGGAUUCCGGUGUCAACAUGGAGCACCAGAGUGUCUGGGCAACUUGAUACAAGAUUGCACCCUUGAUCUGAUGUCAUCUCGUUCUGAUAUGGAUAAAGUCGAGUACAUUGUGUGUGAGAUGCAGACUAAAGCCAGCACACGUGGAGACUUGCAUUGCGCCAUUAAAUCAAACGUACCAAGUCAGUUGGUGCAGAACUGCGUAUCUUCGAAUCAAGGUAUUGGUUUGCAGCUGAAAUCUGAAUACCUCACGAAAAUGGUCCAGCCCAGUUUCAUACCAACUGUCACAUUCGACGGGGCAUUCAACCAGAAACUUCAAGAUAACGCCAUAGAUGACCUAAUAGGAACUCUAUGUUCUAUACUAAAAGAUGCAAAACCGUGCGCCGAAUAUUAUAACACUCAAGCAUUAAUGUCAAUGAUGGGUUAAUUAUUACUGUCCAUUAAUUAUAAGUAAUAUUUAAUAUUUUUUUAUAUUAGGUAUUAAUGAAAUAAACAAUUUGUAAAUAUAUAAUAUGAAGAUGAUUUGCGGCAAAAGUAAUUAAUUAAUAAACUAAUUAAAACGUGUUUUUAAUAUAAUAACCAUUUAAAAUAGAAUUAAUUUUAAAUCAUUGAAUCAUUAAAUUAUGAUUCACGGAUUGUAGAAUUUCACAGUACGAACUUUCAAAUCAAAAUAUAUAUAAUAAUUUCACAAUUAAUUUUAAAGUAACUCUUUGACAGACGUUUUUUAUUUAGAAUUUAUUUUACUUCUAGACGAACUGGCAAAAAAUGUCUCAGAAAAUGAAUAAAAAAAAGAUAUUACGUUUUUUAUAUGCCAUUUAUUAUUCAUUGUAUAAGCGGAGUAUUCUCUACAAUCCAGCGGUAGUAGUGGGCUAUAUUCGUAUAAACACUAGGGAUUCCUUCACUGCCGCAGUUUUCUGAACCGAAAGAUACUAUUCCCAACUGAAACAAAAAUAAGAAUAAGUGUAAUAUUGUUAAAGUGUCUUAAUGAUCAUUAAUCAACCAGGUUCGCAAGGUGAUUGUAUUAUUGAUUUUAAUGAUUAGAUGCUAAUGAUUUCUUACAUUUACUCGAAUGUUAGCCACUUACAUAUAAUGAAUGUGAUAAUAAUAUUAAAACUAAUUCAUCAAAAUAA
Manduca sexta (tobacco hornworm) is the source of this 1491-nucleotide messenger RNA. Its product is annotated as gamma-interferon-inducible lysosomal thiol reductase. NCBI's taxonomy places the organism in Eukaryota, Metazoa, Arthropoda, Insecta, Lepidoptera, Sphingidae. The transcript is spliced from 5 exons. Gene Ontology annotation, molecular function: oxidoreductase activity, acting on a sulfur group of donors, disulfide as acceptor. The coding region runs from base 150 to 788 and encodes 212 amino acids. The record is from RefSeq and is a predicted model, not a curated record.